Molecule: messenger RNA, 1521 nt
Organism: Lachancea fermentati
Lineage: Eukaryota; Fungi; Ascomycota; Saccharomycetes; Saccharomycetales; Saccharomycetaceae
Source: the annotation of a GenBank genome assembly
AUGAGAUAUAAUUUAUUCAGGAAAACUUUACUUAUCCUCUGUUUGAUUAUAUUCAUUUUUGAGAUGACAUUGGGACCAAAGUACGUGAAAGAUAAAACCAUCACGAAAUUUAGACAAUUAUAUAAGGCGUUUGAAACGGGCCUGCCUGUUGACAGCUCUCGAAGAAAGGGAAAAGAAAUGGAGACAGAUGAAAAAGGCUACAUUUCUGGUGUUUACUAUUCUAAUUGGUCACCGUACCCACCUAGAAACCACUUUCCUCACGAAAUAGACUUUAGGAUGGUGACGCAUUUUUUUUACGCAUUUUUUGUGGUCAACGCUGAUACAGGAGAAUGCCAGUCUAGCGACGAAUGGUCAGACUUCGAAAUGGAUUUAUUCAAACAGAUGUAUUUCCAGAUGUCAAAUAAGGGCCAAUUGAAACAUCAUUCUCAUGAAAUGAAACGGAAACUUCCAAAGGGUGUCAUUGGGGAGCUAUUUUACUUAAAAUACACUCAGAUGUUGUCUCAUAUUAACGAAGAUAGCGCAUCGAGCAACUUCAAAACUCUGAUGUCAGUUGGAGGGUGGUCGAACGGCCAAGCAUUUCCUGUUAUCGUAAGGGAUAAAGCGAAGUUGGAGGUAUUCUUGCAGACGUGCGUGGAUAAUAUGUUUAAGCUUGGGUUUGACGGAAUUGACAUUGAUUGGGAAUUUCCAAACGAUGAUGGAUUUGAAGCCGAACAGUUUCUUUUAAUGAUGCAGUCAUUAAGAGAACGCCUCAAUACCCUGGAACAAGAAAUAUUCGGCAAAUCCGAUCACAAACAGCAUUUCCUGUUGACAGCAGCAAUCCCCGCUACUAUAGAAAGACUAAAGAUACUUAAACUAUCCCAGAUGGACAAGUUCGUGGAUUUUUGGAACCUGAUGACCUAUGAUUUCAGUGGUGAAUGGUCAGAAAAGACGGGCUACCAUAGUAAUUUGUACAAUCCUCAAAGAAAUGACUCAACGGCGUACACCUCGGGAAACAGCGCAGAUGAAUCUGUUUCCUACUUACUCAGUCAUUUCCACCUACCAUCUAAAAAGAUCAUAUUAGGAAUCCCUGCAUAUGGGAGAGGGUUUACAAAUAUCAAAUUACACCCAUACGACGAUACUUUUGUGGGCAAAACAUUUAAAGGUGUUGGUGGAGCAUCUGAAGGGGAACCUGGAAUGUGGCUUUAUAAUCAACUACCAUUGGCGGGAACCAAAGAAAUGUUCGAUGAAAAUGCCGUGUCAGCAUAUUGUGUUGAUGUAACGAAACGAACGUUUGUGGGCUAUGACAAUGUGCAGUCAAUGAAAUAUAAAGCCAAUUAUGUUGUUAAAAAAAAGCUUGGAGGCGCCUUUUGGUGGGAAUCUUGUGGAGAUGAUCACAAAAAUAGCUCUAGAUCGCUUCUUACUGCUUUCAAUAAAGAGAUUAAAAGUUUAAGGAAAAAAGAUACGUCAAUAUAUGCAUUGCCACAGGUGAGCAAAUAUUACUUGACUAAAUAUUCCGGAGGUCACUUAUCGCAAGUAUUUUAA